GUUAGUAUAUGUAGUUGAAUAUAUGAAUUUAAAUUAAAAAGCUCUCAUAUUUAUAUUGGAUUUAUGUUUUAUAGUAAUUUAAAAUAUCAUUUGUAAUUCAUCAAUCUAAACAAUUAUGGAUUCUGAUUUGGAAGAACUUGAUAAUUUGUUGCGUGAUAUUAAAUUGCCAUCAAGCAUACGUGAUCUUAGAAAUCCUACAGAGGAAUUUGUUAUGGGUUUAAUCGAAACAUUUUUAAAAUUGUUUAAGAUUGAUGUUGAUGUAAUUAACAAGCCCACUUUCGAGCAACAAUUAGCUAUAUCUUCUACGGAAGAUACAGAUAUUGUAAGCAUUAUUAAUUUAUAUGUAGCAAUAAAACAAAUAUGUGACAGGAUAUUUAUAAAAAGUUUUUGUUUAAGUGAUAUUACUAGCGGUGGCUCUAAAAGGAUAUGUAGAGUGGCAAAAUAUUUAGCAAAUUUUAUAGUUUAUGUAAGUAAUAAAGAAUUGGAUAUCCAAGGCCUUAUUAAUAAAAUACAUAGCAAAGUUAAACAGUUGGAAGAAUUGAAUGAAAAAAAUCAAAAUAUACAAACGUUAAUAAAUGAAAAAAAUGUGAACACUUCCAGACAAUUAGCCUUAAAGGAAAAGUACAAAAUGGAAAUAGAGCAAUUGCGUUCAGUUCUCGACAAUAAUGAAACAAGCAAACUUGAAAUACAAGAAGAGAUGUUGAGUAUAGAAGAGGAGAGAAAAAAAUUAUUAGAAGAAUAUAAUGCUCACAAAGUUGAAACUAACAGGCUCGACAAAACGAUAGCAGAAUUAAAAUUAGAAGUAGUUACCUCUCCGGAAGAAUAUUCAACUCGUUUGUGUGAUUUAGAACAACAACAUGAAGAAAAAAUUGAAGAGAGAAAAAUGUUGGAAAAAACGUUUCUAACUAAAAAAGAAUUGGAAAAGAAAUAUGAGAAUUUGUUAUCCCUUGUGCAAAAACAAUAUGAGAUGAUCUCAGAGAUAAAGGAUAUACAUGAAUGCUUACAGAAGAAUAUUAUUCAAGGCGAAAGUCUUCAAAAGCAAGUUGAUACCAUGGAAAUUCAUAUUACUGAAUUAAAUAAAAAACACAAAGAUCAAGAAGAUAAUCAAGGAUCUACUAUCGAUGAGAUUCUUACCCAAACCAAAGAAAGAUUAAACGCAGUUCGUGAAUUGCAAGCACAAUUAUUGAGUAAAAAACAAGUAACACUAAGUGAAUUAGAAAAUAAGAAACGAGUAUAUAACGACGUAGAUAUGGAAAUAAAGACAUUUCAAGAUCUUAUAAAAAAGGUAGAAGAAGAAACAACUACUUUUAUAAAGAAUUGUCAAGAACUAUAUAAUCAUGAAAUACGGAAUGAAAUCAAUUUACGGAAACAUUUCGACAGUGUUUGGGAUAGUAGUAACUCUACUAAUAAGUGCAUAUAAUAUUUUAGAAUAAUCUGUAUAUAAAAAGACAUUUGAAAAUAGUUUUAAAGAAUAAAAAUUCUUAUUAUUUAUUUUUAUUUUUCGUUUUAAUAGAAUGGUUAAACAACAAAAUAACAAUGUUAACAUUUUUAUAAAUCAAUUACAAUACAGUAAAGAACAAAGUUACAUAAA
Messenger RNA from Polistes canadensis, 1591 nucleotides. Its product is annotated as probable kinetochore protein nuf2. NCBI's taxonomy places the organism in Eukaryota, Metazoa, Arthropoda, Insecta, Hymenoptera, Vespidae. Gene Ontology annotation, cellular component: kinetochore; Ndc80 complex. The transcript is spliced from 7 exons. The record is from RefSeq and is a predicted model, not a curated record. Bases 116 to 1420 code for a protein of 434 amino acids.